Messenger RNA from Poeciliopsis prolifica (blackstripe livebearer), 638 nucleotides. Its product is annotated as H(+)/Cl(-) exchange transporter 4-like. The record is from RefSeq and is a predicted model, not a curated record. Lineage: Eukaryota; Metazoa; Chordata; Actinopteri; Cyprinodontiformes; Poeciliidae. The transcript has 5 exons. Gene Ontology annotation, molecular function: voltage-gated chloride channel activity. Gene Ontology annotation, cellular component: early endosome; Golgi apparatus; synaptic vesicle. The coding region runs from base 114 to 572 and encodes 152 amino acids.
AGCUGCGGGCUGGUGCCUCAGUCUGUGUCGCUGCUGGUCUCUUCGUGGGUUUGUUGUGUAAAUGUCCUGCGUGAUGUUCUGCCGGGAUUAGUCCACGCGUCCAAGAGGACAACAUGGCGGCGGCGGCAGAAGGUGUCCCCCUCCCCACUCCCACGGAGGACAUGAACGGGGCCGGGUCGCUCAUGGACUUCCUGGACGAGCCGUUCCCCGACGUGGGGACCUACGAGGACUUCCACACCAUCGACUGGCUGAGGGAGAAGUCCAGGGACACGGACCGGCACCGAAAGAUCACCAGCAAGAGCAAAGAGUCCAUCUGGGAGCUGAUCAAGAGCCUCCUGGACGCCUGGUCCGGAUGGGUGGUAAUGCUGCUCAUCGGCCUGCUCUCUGGUGGCGCCACUAGGUGUCGCUCUCCCCGCAGCCUGAGGCUCCAUCAAGGGGAAACUGGAGGUCAGGUGUUGAUUUCCUGGUUGAUUCAGGUGUGGUUGGGUCACACGUUGUUGGUUGAUGGUCGGGAGUCACGUUACCUGGGUGUUGGUGCUCGACGCUGUAGAAAACGGACUGAGAUCUGCUGACAGUUGUCAUGGAAACACAGCUGGUGAAACCUCCCAGUGUGAUGAAGACGCCUCCAGGCCUUCAUC